AUGGAGUACCUGCGAGCCGAAAAUGCCUUCACCGAAGCAUUUAUGCAGCCACUGGAAGCGUUACAGGAGGCUAUCUACGCGGAGAUUCGCGGUCGCAUUAAGGAAGAUGACAACACCGUCCCUGAAAAGGAAGGCGACUAUUACUACUACGUUCGCUUCGAGGAGGGCGGCCAAUAUCCGAUCUACUGCCGGCGCCAGGGCAGCGACGACGGCCAGGAAACCGUGCUGCUGGACGUGAACCAGUUGGCGGAGGGUCGGGAUUACACCCGGGUUGGCGCGUUUCGCAACAGCCCCGACCACAAGCUGGCGGCAUACGGUGUGGACUUCGACGGCUCGGAGCAGUACACCAUCCGGUUGCUUGAUCUGGAAACCGGGCAGACCUUGCCGGAUGCGAUUCCCGGAACGUACUACAGCAUUGAAUGGGCCAACGAUAAUCGCACGUUUUACUACUCGGUGCUGGACGAGCACCAGCGGCCGGUUACCAUUUACCGGCACCUGCUGGGCACUGACCCGGCGCAGGAUGCGCUGGUGUACCACGAAGAUGACGCGCGGUUUUUUGUGGGGCUGGGCAAGCCAAAACUUACGCUGGUGGAACCCCGGGCGGUGGAUUUCGAGUACGACCUGGCCGACCACGGCGACCGGUUCUUUAUCAGACACAACGGCGACGACGCCCGAGAUUUUCAGCUGGCGACAGCGCCAAUAUCCAAUCCCGGGCGUGGCAACUGGACGGAGUUUAUGGCCCAUGAGCCGGGCCGGCCCCUGCUGGAUCUGGACGCCUACCGGGAUCAUCUGGUGGUGGCGUGCCGUCAGGAUGGCCUGCCGCAGGUGAUGAUAAUGCGGCUGAGCGACAACGAUGUGCAUUACAUCUCGGGGAUUGAAGAGGAAGAUUUUGCCAUGUCGCCUCGUGGCGGCCGGGAGUUCGAUACCACGUCGCUGCGCUUUUCCUACACGUCAAUGAAAACGCCGGCGGCAGUGUACGACUACGAUAUGGACGCGCGGGAACGGGUUUUGCGGAAGCAGCAGGAGAUUCCCUCCGGCUACGACGCCGACCGAUACGACACCCGUAGAAUUUGGGCCACUGCCCGGGACGGUACGUCGGUUCCCAUCAGCCUGCUGAUGCUGAAGGGCACACCCGUGGACGGCUCCGCGCCGCUGUAUCUGUACGGCUACGGGAGUUACGGCCUGACCAUGGAGGCCAGCUUCGGCAUCACUGCCCUUAGUCUGGUCGACCGUGGUUUUGUGUUCGCCAUCGCCCACAUACGCGGUGGGAUGGAGAUGGGGUGGGACUGGUACGAGAACGGGAAGUUGCUGAAAAAGCGAAAUACCUUCCACGACUUUAUUGACUGCGCCGAGCAUCUGGUUGCCCAGGGAUAUACGUCGGCGGGCCGUAUCGCGGCGGCGGGCGGCAGCGCCGGCGGGAUGCUGAUGGGCGCGGUGGUGAACGAAAGGCCGGACCUGUUCGGUUGCGUGGUGGCCCAUGUGCCGUUCGUCGAUGUUCUGAACACCAUGCUGGAUGAUUCGCUGCCGCUGACCACCAUGGAGUACAACGAAUGGGGCAACCCCAACGAUGCCGAAUACUACCGCUACAUACGGACUUACUCCCCGUAUGACAACGUGCGGCGGCAAGCGUACCCAGCCAUGCUGGUUACCGGCGGCAUCAGCGACCCGCGCGUAACCUACUGGGAGCCGGCCAAAUGGGUCGCCAAGCUGCGGGAUAUGCGCACCGACGAAAACCCGCUGCUGCUGAAAAUUCACAUGGAUUCCGGCCACGCUGGAGCGUCGGGCCGGUUCGAGCGCAUCAAGGAAGUAGCCGAAGAGUAUGCGUUCAUCCUCAACGCGUUGGGUUUGGCGACGUAG
Messenger RNA from Geodia barretti, 1857 nucleotides. Lineage: Eukaryota; Metazoa; Porifera; Demospongiae; Tetractinellida; Geodiidae. The record is from the annotation of a GenBank genome assembly.